Messenger RNA from Amoebophrya sp. A120, 5071 nucleotides. The record is from the annotation of a GenBank genome assembly. NCBI's taxonomy places the organism in Eukaryota, Dinophyceae, Syndiniales, Amoebophryaceae.
AGUUUCGCAUACAUAAGUUGAGGAUUUUUUUUGCGUUGUUGUUUCCUUGUACUGUCUUCAAAGACCUAUAACUAUGUUCAUGUCCUUCGUUCUUCCGCUUGCUCUUACAGCGUUGGAUGCUGUUGUUUUUACAUUUAUUUUCGUUUGCUGCGUCGAUCUCAACCCCUCAUCGCCCCUCAUCGUCGUCCAUGCCUCUCCACAACGAGACAACAUCGAGAAAACCACGACCAGGCCCGCCCGUCGCUCCCUGGAAGUGGGGGCUGCCGACUGGAAAAUGCGGCUGGAGGGUUUUGUCUGCAAAGGACUGCAAGAACUACCAACAUCAAAUGCCGAGAACAAUCCGUAUCCGACCGACACGUGGUGCGCGAAUGAGUGCAGCAAGGACACGGCGUGUGAGGCGUAUCUGUUUCAUUACGGGACAAAAACCUGCUACGUGGGCUCGUUGAACAAGCCGACGCAGUGCAGGGGGUUGUUUGCGAACUACGCGAGUUUGCAGGAGGUGGAGAGGGAAUUGCCGGAGCUUUUCGGGUAUGAAAUGCAAAUAUGUCUGGGUCUGGAAGAAUGAAAACUUGUGAUGCGCAUUUCACGACACGUAAAAAUCUCUCAUGCCUAGGCAGCAAAAGCUGCCCACUUUCUGUCACUAAAGUGGAGCAUUUGCCAUGCGGAUUCGGCAUUGCGGAAGCGAAGCCUCUCGAAACCUGUCAUGCUCAAGCUGCCAUGCCAGACCUUCUGUGUCAUGCAAAAGCAGCAUGACUCUUCCAGACCCAGACAUAUUUGCAUUUGAUAUCGGCAAUACUGCGAGGAGAACCAACACAGGCACGGACGACGAAGCAGAUGCAGAGCCCCCCGACCCGCAACUGAUCGGCGCACGGGUGAGAACACCUACGUAUUUCACGGUGAGAUCUUUCACGCCGGAAAGAUUCUGCUCGAAAGCGAUGCUUUCCUUUGCCGUGCACGCGAGGCCGCUGGACUACCUGGGAAGCUGGGAGGACGACGACGAGGAGUACGAGAAACAGCAGAAAAUGAUAGCGGCGAAAAAGAAAGCAAAAGGGAGUACAACGACAAAUAAUAAACCCCUGACGGACAAAGAUACCAAAACUGGCGAAUCCUACGACUUGCUCCCGGUUCCAAAGAACGGCACCUGGUGGCAAGCGGUGUAUGCCAGCACCAUUUGGCGCAAUGAAAUGGUGGACGCAGCGAAGCGCAGAAGAGGGUACGGAUUCUUCCUGGAACGCCUCUACGAUGACGCACAGACGUGGAACCAGAGUGCUCAGACGUCGGGGGCAGGUUUGGCGAUAAUGUCAACUACACCAGCGUCUUCUUCUUCUUCUGGAAGUUCAUCAAGUUCCGGAACGUUGAAAGCAAAAGCGGUUGCUCAACCCGCUUCUUCAACAUCCUACUUCCCAGCAACAAGAGGCUGGGUCGAUUAUCUGGAGAGCCAGCCCUUGUAUAACAAAGACCUGCACAGGUGGAGGAAAAGGAACAGGAACAGUCAAAAAAAUUCUGGUUCUGCUACGGCCACAGGUGCGCUUGUUCAACAAAAUAAACUUCGCCAUAAAAAUUUCUCCACGACCGGAGUUCAGCUUGACGAGCAGCAGGCGCGGAAGUCCAUGCUCGAGGCUUUUCUCCUCAACCGCGAGAAGAAGAAAAUCGCCGCGGCGAAGAACCUGAAGAAAACGGUCGAGAAGUGGGAGAACGGCGCGGUCUCGGGCGUUCCGAUAAAUUUUUUUGACGAGGAGACAUACGACGAAAAAAGGCGAAAAAGGUGGUUGUUGAACGAGGGAGGUGAUGAAGAUGCCUCACAACCUGCUCGUCCCUCCUCUUCCGACUUCUCCACCGACUUCGCGGUGAUCUCCCCGUGGCGGGAUGCCACGACGCUGACUGGCCACGCCAUGGACAAGCCAACGGUAGACGUUUGCGCGGGCCGGAAGCACGAGCACCAGGUGGAGCCGAGUUCCAGAGUCAAGCGGUUGCGGAAGUUCGUCCAGGGGAAAUUGCAGCAGGGGAUUUUGGCGGAGUUCUUACGGCAGAUCGAGUGGGAAAAGGACGAAGACGGGAAGCCGUUGGUGCUGGUGGAGGUGGACGAAGCAAGACUACAAGGAGCCACUUCUUCCACGCGACUCAACGAGAACCACAAACUCUUCAAAAUUUUCUCCGCGGAAGACGAGCGGGACGCCGACCUCGCCGCGGGCAGGUUCUCCACCCCGGAAGUUACAUCAAUUCUCCAGGACGAAAUUCCGCAAAGGUUCGCCUUAGCGGACUUUAUGGCGACCGACAUCACCGAACUCUACCCUCGGUCUCUUUUCCGGGUCCGGGCCGUGAUGUAUGAAAGUGCACAAGUCCCCCUCCCCCUCAUUUGUCAUGCAAAACAGCAAAUCCACCCUUUAUUUCCCUCUGGUACUGCUAGCAUGACAAAUUCCAGAAGCCGCAACAACACUGGAAUUAUCGGUCGCAAAUUUAUUGUCAUGCAAACGCUGCAUUGGUGCCAGGACUUGUGUUGCUGUUCAUGCCCUUCAAAUGAGGGGGUGGAGGGGGAGUUGUGCACUGUCAUAUGAUGCCGCAGCACCUGCGCAGCGGGAUUUUCCUCAACUUUGGGGCGGGGGAUUGCGACCCGGUGUUUGAGCCCGGGUUUCGUCUGGUGAACCCGUUGUACGGCGUGCGGGGCUUGAUCGAGGAGGAGAGGAAGUUUGUCGAACUGGUACUCGCUUUGAUUCAGAUUGACGUGACGAAAAUGCACGACGUUUUGUCGCAGGAAACUGACGAUAGGAAAUCUGAUCAAACAAGGCGGAAAGGUGCGGAAAUUUUCAAUGAUAUGGUGGCGGUCGAGGAAGGGGUCAGGGUGAUAGAAGAAAAGCAAAGAGAUGUUGAAAUAAUUGCCGCGACCGGGAGUGGGAGAAGUAGUAAAAGUGAAGUGGCAAAGCUGGGACGAGAGAAAAAGAAACACGUCGAGACGUUGCUCACCAUGUUCCUUGAAUGCGCGAAGUUUGCCGGCGCGGUGAGCUCCUUCUACGAUAAGAAGAUCGGCCGGCAACGCUGGUUCUCGACGUUUACGCGGGACGUAGCGCAGUGGUUGGACCUGCUUUUGCCGCCUGGAAGGCGGGAGAAAAACGGCGCAGAGCAUGCAUUUGCUUUUCAGCGGGAAAAAAGGAAUGGACUUGCAGCCGCGAAGACCAAGAACAAUGGUACAAUCACCAGUGCAGGAGCUGGCAACAUGGUAAAGCCAGCCAGUACGAGGACAACUGUGGCGUCGACCUCAAGAACGGGCACCAGUACCAUUUCCAUAAAACUCCACGAGCUCGACGCUUUUCUAGAGGACGGUCCUCGUAAAGCGGCCUCAACCUCGUCCGCCGGCCAUGGUGCAGCCAUCGGCAACAACCAACGUCCCUCCGGGGAACUAAUCCUCCGCGCUAUCUACGAGGAGCGCGUCCUGCCCUUUGCGGUCGGCAACCUACAACAAAUUCGGAAGCAGGUCCAAGCCGUUACCGAACCCGCCCUGACCCGCGGUUUUGGGUGGGAGUACCUGGAAUCCCGUGCCGAUGACUGCCGCGCGAGAAAAUUGCCAGGCCUGACGCUGAAGUCCGGGAUCGGGGUCACGCCGCAAAACGUCCACCAUUUGCUGGAUGAAACUGGGUUGUUUCGGGAUAUCGACGAUGCUGGAAAAGAAGUAGAAAGCUCCGCUCCGCCCGGCGAGCCGACUAGUACAACAACUUCACGAACCGUUCACAUCCCUUUUCCGUUCCACCACACUGCAAGUAGAUCCUUCGCUACUUCUCAAACAGGUAGAACCGGUCAGCAAGAACAUCUUCUUCACGCGGAGACUACGUUGAAGCGGAAAGUCGCGAACCUCCUCCCACUGCUGCAACAGGACGAGGAACACGUGAGAGAGGCGGAAGAGCAGGAAAGAGCAGAAAAGCCGCCCAUCGAGUUCGUUUUCAUUGACAUUGACAGUUGGGAUUUCGAGGUUUUGCAGGCGAUCCACAGGCGAUCCAUGGAGUCGGGCCGGAAGGUAUCCAGUGCAAAUAUGUCUGGGUCUGGAAAAGUGGAACUGGUAAUGCGUGUCAUGCAUUCCUAGAAAAUCUGUGUUGCAUGAGCAGCAAAAGAGAAGCUUUCUUUGUCAUGCAAAAACGCAAUUUGUAUUGCGUGCUAGGCAUCAGCAGGCGUCUCAAAAACUUGUCAUGCUUGGUUGCCAUUGGAAGCGCUUCAAUCAUGCGCAAUUCAGCAUCACAAGUUUCCAGACCCAGACAUAUUUGCAUUUGAUAGAAGGUGCUGGUUUACCACGUGGAGAUUGCCGCCCAGUUCCCGCCGCCCUUCCGCUAUACCAGCGUCUUCGACCCGGAAGUUGUCCAAAAGCAGGAGGAAACGGACACGGCCGAGACCCGGAAAACGCGACUGGCUCUCGCGAAAAUGCAUGAUUCCGGGCAGGAUCGCGACGUGCGGGUGAGACGGGCGGUGGACGCGGGCGGAGUGCCGAGUUCAUAUUUGGGAGGGAAAACGAUGAAACCGUCGCAGGAGAAAAUAAACGCGGCAGAUAUUGACAAAAAUACAGGUGGUGAAAGAACAUCUUCAACUGCAUCACCUACUUCUUCCGACGGCAGUGAUAGCGCUUUUCUCUCGUCGCUCCCGGGCGCCGGCCACCCCUUUUACGUCGGGAUGUCGUUACAAAUUGUGGCCGACCUGCUUUUUGGCACGCAUUCCCUGUUCAACGUGGGCGGCACGGAUGCCAUCUUCGUGCACAACGACCUGCUGCCCUACGUCAACCACCACUACGCCACGAAGCUGCCGGCGCCCACAUUCCUCUGCUGGGCGCACGCGAAGCUCUGGUAUCCGUUUGUCCCGGAGUACGUAGCGGAGUGGGCCUUCGACAGCGGGAAAUCGUUGCAGGAAAAGGCGGAAUUAAUACGAAAGAACAUGACCAUGUGCGACAAAUUUGACUCGCUCAACGGCGUACAGAAACUGAACCCCGAUAGUGAAAAAAGUCUUAAAUUUCGCUUGGAAGUGUGAGAACUUGAUGAACUGCGGUCGUGGUGGAAUGAGGUGCAGUAUAAGAAACACAGAUAAUGCCGUGGUCGAC